Molecule: messenger RNA, 2953 nt
Organism: Scophthalmus maximus (turbot)
Lineage: Eukaryota; Metazoa; Chordata; Actinopteri; Pleuronectiformes; Scophthalmidae
Gene: ppp1r1b
Product: protein phosphatase 1, regulatory (inhibitor) subunit 1B
Exons: 5
Coding region: 369-974 (201 amino acids)
Biological process (GO): intracellular signal transduction
Cellular component (GO): cytoplasm
Molecular function (GO): protein phosphatase inhibitor activity
Source: RefSeq, a predicted model, not a curated record
AUCUGAUCCACGCGCCUCAUUCAACUCCGGCUGCACAGGUUGUGAGUUGGAGAGAGGGGAGAGCAGCGGAGGCAAAGGACAGAGAGGACAGGUGGAGGGGAAAAAUUAAAAGAGAGGAUCUGUUCACUUUCACGUUUUUUCUGAGGUAAGAAGAAGAAGAAGAAGAAGAAGAAGAAGAAGGAGUCAGGGUGAGAGGGAGUGAGGCAGCAGAGACAGACAGAAGUUCUCAGGCGUGGGACUGUACCCUGGGCAGUGGGACGUUCCUCCAGGGGAGGUUGUAGUGUGAUCUUCGGCAGCGAACCCCUCUCCUCUCCGACCGGGAGUCAGACCCCCCCCGCCCCCCCCGGCCCCUCAGGGGAUCCAGAGCCAUGGAGCCGACCGAGGUCGAGGGCGAGCCCAAGGAGAGGAAGAAGAUCCACUUUGCCGUGACGUCCUCCGUGCCCACUAACCUGGACCCUCGGCAGGUGGAGAUGAUCCGGCGCAGGAGGCCCACACCUGCCACGCUGUUCAGAGUUGCCGACCAAUCGUCUCCCGAGGACGAUCAGUCCACCCAUCAGGUAAAGUGGGUUGUAGGAGAGAACGGAGUGCUCAAACCAAAACGUGUAAAUCCCAACGUGUAUCAGCCUCCAUCGCUCAAAGCUGUGCAGAAGAUGGCCGAGGCACAAAUGCUGAAACUAGGUGUCUACCCUCCCUUGGAAGACCCCUAUGAGGGGGAGGAGUAUGAGGACCACUGGCAGGGAGAGGAGGGAGAGGACGCGCGUCCCGCCAAAGCUGCCGAUCACCAGGAGACGGCGACCACCGAGCAGUCGGUCAAGUUCUCCAGUGUGAGAGAGACGGCCAAGCAGAUCCAAGCAGCAGCGCAGGAGGAAGAGGAGGAGGACGAAGAAGAAGAAGAGGAGGAGGAGGAGGAGGGGGAGGAGGAGGGGGACAAAUCGGUGGCGAGAAGAGAGGAGAACAGUCGAGGGAGUAACUGAGAGAGAGAGAAAUAAAGAGAGGAGGAGGAGGAGGAGGAGGAGGGUAAAUAUUUGGAGGAAAGAUUUUGGGGAGGAGAGGGAAGGUUGUUGUCAAGUGGAAAAUGAAGAACUGGGAGUUCUGUGUUUGUUUGACUGACAAGACACUUCAGUAAAAUUGAGGAUGUGAGCAAACUAAUAUUUCCUCCACCUGCUCCACCAGGUCCAGGGCCAGAUGGGUUUAACGAGAGAGCACAUGAGGGGGCAGGAGCGAGGAGGAGGGUAUCAGGGUGUCAGGAGUCGAGCCCGUAUGAGCAGGUGAGGAGUGAACCCCCCCCCACACCCCCGACAGACCGCAGACUGCAGACGCCACUUUGGCCCAAUGCCCCUUUGUUGGAAGUGAGAGUAGAGGGGGUCAAGGUCGACGUGACCCAGGCCUCAACUCUUCCUCCGUGCGUCUGCUCAGAGCUCAAUGUUCCUUUUAAAGAAGGUAGAAAUUUAAAAAAAGAAGCUUUAACAAGGACCGAAUCUUAUAGCAACAAUUCAAAAAGUACUUGAAGCUCUUUAAACGUGCACUUCACAUCAUCUGUCCUGAUCCUGCAGCACAAUUCGUUGUUUAAAUUAGAACACGCGUAUACUGCCACCUUGUGGUAUGAAGUAGGAACGACAGCUUUAAAGUGGCCAAAAGUUAGAAUCCUUAAUGUUUCCAUAAAACCGAACCUUGUUUUUCGUUGUAAAUACCUGGUCUGCACAAUUGUAAUCCAGCUGUUUUCUCGCUGACAUCAUCACCAUCUCUGUUAAUUUUUCACGCCCUCAACCAACAUCAUAUCAACAAGGAAUGAAAUCUCACAGAUUAUUGACUUUAAUCUCUGGAAGUCCAAAAAAACCCAGUAUUUUGAAAACGAACACCCAUAGAAACUCAUGCUCAAACCAUUUCUGUAUCAUAAUCCUCUUCUGUUUUCAUUCACACAUAAUAAAAAAGACAAGACACUAAAAGACAUGCGGGGGUAGAGCAUCACUGAGCAGCAACAAAAUCUUUGUCUAUUAUAGAGUGGGCGUAAGUGUGUCGUCAUCGCAUACCACACCACACUUUUCAUUUUUGAGAUUAUUUCAAAUUAAGCGGGCUGCUUAAAGGGCAAAGCUACCUCUAAUUUGUUUUAAAUUUACAUAACCCUGAGAUUUUCCUCCACGACUCAUUCAUUUGAACUUGAUUCAUUGUGAACUGACAAAAAUAUAUAUAUUUUUUGGGGGGGGAUCUCACACUGCUCAUAGAUUCCCCCCUCCCCCCCUUUUUGGCACUUUUCUAUCGUCAUCUUUUGAAUCGUUCGCUCAUGACUUGUAUAUUCGUGGGUCUGUUGUAAGAGCUAUUUUUCUAAUCUAACGUUCGGUGUGUGUGUGUGUGUGCGUGUGUGCGUGUGUGUGAGUGUGUGUGUGAGUAGCUCAUCUCCCUGUUUCUACUGUCUAUAUUCUACUGUACUGUCUGACUGACAACCUGAGCAAACACAAACUGUCUGCACUCUUUUUACCGCCGACGCUCUCUUGGUCUCAAUACAAUUUUAAAUGUUUUUAUUCAGAAUGUGUCAAAUUUUAAUUUUUGCAAUUUAACAGGCUCUGUGUAAUAAGAAGGAUUUCCAGGAUUAAAGUAAAUCUCGCUGUUUGUAUCAUCUGAGUGGCUGUUUGUAUAUAUAUAUAUUAAAAUAAAACAACUGUGUGAAACUUUUUUUAACCUCUGACCUGCUCAGAUUGUUGGACGACCUGUUGACUGAGCAGGUCGACGCCGACCUCCCUCCCUCCUCCGCUCUCUCUGUUCACCUCCCCCUCCCCCUCCGACUCAGAAGGAAACAACCAUGGAAAGACAUGUAUGAACUCCUUAAUGCCCCAAUUUUUUUUCUCUCGAUUUUUCUUCCAUUGUUGUUGUUGUUUCUCAAUGUGACGUGAUUGUUUUAAAGUGAGCAGCAAUAUGAUAUCAAAAUUAAUAAACCGUUAUUACUUUUCUCCUUUAA